AUGCAAAAGCAGAGCGCUUUCUUCAUCGCAUUUCUCACAUGCUUUUUCCAGAUUGGCCCAAUAUUCACAAUGCCUGUAGCUGGUGCUUUAUGCACGUCAUCCCUUGGAUGGUCAUCUGUCUAUUACUUACACGCCGUAAUUACCUGUAUUCUGUUUCUGCUGUUCCUCUAUUUCUAUAGAGAACAACCGCAAAUACAUGCGUUUGUAUCUGCCAAAGAAUUGGAUCGUAUCAAACGUAACAAAGGGGAUACAAACGAGAAGGAGCCACUGCCCGUCAAGGCUAUUGUAACGUCAAACGCUAUUAUUGCCGUAUGGAUCUCAGCUAUCGCUAAUUUCAUGGGCAUCCAGGUCACUAUGCAGUUCUCACCAAUCUAUCUUAACAAGGUUAUGGGUUUCCCAGUGGAACAAACUGGUCUGUUCAGCGCGAUACCGCAGAUUGUGACAUUCGCGUUGAAGAUGUUCGCCGGCGUUCUAGCCGAUAAGGCCACAUGUUGCCGACCGGUCACUUCUGUCAAGAUCUUCAAUCUUCUGGCCAUUGGAGGCAUGGGAAUCGCGUUCUUCAUACUUGCCGUCAUACCAACGUCGAUGCCCAUAUUUGCACUAGUGGUGCUCAUCAUUUGCACUUCUAUAGUCGGCUUCAACUGUGGCGCAUUCUUCCGUAGUUCGGCUAUCGUUGCUGCGCAGCACAAUCAUUUCGUAAUGGGUGUGAAUUCGUUCCUCAACUGUCUGGCCGCUUUGCUAGCACCUGUUGUGGUAAACAUUUUCGUCCGUAAUGACACCUGGGACGAGUGGUGGUAUGUAUGGAUAGUGCACGGUAUUGUAAUGACUCUAUGCAGUAUCUACUUCAUGUUCUUCGGUAAAGGUGAGCCAGCUGAGUGGACAAAACCCGGCUAUGGGGCCAGGGUUGCACCAUCAGCACCGGCGCCUUCUACACCACCCAGAUCACACCCUCGUGAUGGCCGAUUUUCGAUGCGCUUGAAUGAUAAGAUUUCCGUCUCCGUACAGACCAUUGGCUUGUCACGAUGUGAUACAUGCCGUGGUCAUCGUGGUGAUAGCUCGUCAUCGCCAGACGUCAGCGAACACAACAAGGAUACGUCGCCAAUCCUUCCGCCAAAUGGGUGGAGUACACCCACGAUCAAGGAAACUUUUGAUUCCUUGGAAGACUACCUCGACUCUGAACCUCAUCGACCACCUAGAUCGAAUGAACGAAAAGUCAUCUUCCCAUUGAAUCCCGACAAAGAGAAUUGA
This is a messenger RNA of Cooperia oncophora, 1248 nucleotides long. The record is from the annotation of a GenBank genome assembly. NCBI's taxonomy places the organism in Eukaryota, Metazoa, Nematoda, Chromadorea, Rhabditida, Trichostrongylidae.